CUGCUGUGGCGAGCGACAAUGACGCGACGUCGAUCGCCUCUCAACUCUGGCAAAGAGCUCAUAUAAAUGCCGGGCAACGGCUCGGAGAUUCUAGUUGUCAUACAAGCCGGGAACCUCGAUAGAUAGAUAUAGCUGAUAUAGCCAUCGAGGAUACUAUUUGUAGCUAAUCAAUUAGCCAUAUAGAGAUUAGUUAAGUAAGGAUAUAUAGAUAUAUACUCCAGCUAGCUUAGUGUUGCAUGGACGCGAUAAGCAGCUUGAUGUUGCAGGGGGGCUGGAGGAAGGGCCCCUGGACUGAGCUGGAAGACAGGCUGCUGACCGAGUAUGUGCAGCAGCAGGGCGAAGGCAGCUGGAACUCCGUUGCCAAGCUCACUGGGCUGCGGCGGAGCGGGAAGAGCUGCCGGCUGCGGUGGGUGAACUACCUCCGGCCGGACCUGAAGCGGGGGAAGAUCACCCCCGACGAGGAGACCGUCAUCCUCCAGCUCCACGCCAUGCUUGGCAACAGGUGGUCGGCGAUCGCGCGGUGCCUGCCGGGGAGGACGGACAACGAGAUCAAGAACUACUGGCGGACGCACUUCAAGAAGGCCCGGCCAUCCAGGCGGGCGCGCGCGCAGCUGCUGCACCAGUACCAGCUUCAGCAGCAGCAGCAGCAUCGGCGAUACCUCCACCUGCUUCAGCAGCAGCAGAUGCAGCAAGUCAUGGAGCAGAACCAGCAGCAGAUUCUGCAGCAGCAGCAGCAGCAGCAACAACAGCAGGAGAAGCAGUUGCUGCAGAGUCCACAGGAGGAUGACCUGCAGGCAAUGCUGAUGAGCAUUGACAUCCAGGGGACGCCGACGGCGAACGAGUGCUACUGUCCAUGCCUGGUGACGUCGACGGCCACGACGCCCGAUGACGUCCUGGCCGCCUCCGUCGAUGAGGAUGAUGACGACGCGCUGUGGGACAGCCUCUGGCGGCUCGUUGACGGGGACGGCCGCUCCAGCGGAGGCGACUCCGGCGAGUACUAGUGUGUUUGCGUAUACUUAUUACAGUACUACAUACAAUGUGUAUGUGUUCUGUGUGUCCCAAUGUAAAGAAAGUGGAAGAUCGAGGAGGUGUAUAGCUGCCUUUGCUUGCAGGUUUCAGUGGCGGCAGUAGUGGUGCUUGCUUCACUUUAUUAACCUCUUCCUCUUCUUUAGCCUGUCACAAAAAGUUUCUGAAUUUGCAACAGCAAACAUGUAAUUUUGGUUUCGGUCGACAUACUUAACAUGGGUUCUCAAUCAA
Brachypodium distachyon (stiff brome) is the source of this 1257-nucleotide messenger RNA. RefSeq names its product transcription factor MYB2. The record is from RefSeq and is a predicted model, not a curated record. The coding region runs from base 237 to 1001 and encodes 254 amino acids. Gene Ontology annotation, biological process: regulation of DNA-templated transcription. Gene Ontology annotation, molecular function: sequence-specific DNA binding; DNA-binding transcription factor activity. Gene Ontology annotation, cellular component: nucleus. NCBI's taxonomy places the organism in Eukaryota, Viridiplantae, Streptophyta, Magnoliopsida, Poales, Poaceae. The transcript has 3 exons.